Messenger RNA from Staurois parvus, 320 nucleotides. The record is from the annotation of a GenBank genome assembly. Lineage: Eukaryota; Metazoa; Chordata; Amphibia; Anura; Ranidae.
AUGUAUGUGAAAUGGUUUGAUACAGUAAUGUUUUACUAUGUGAUUUUUGUGUAUUUAGUGAAUGUCACUUUUUGUCAUUUUCAAAUUUCCCUCCGUUCCUUCUCCCGUACAUCCUGACGUCGCAGGGAACGGAACCCAGAUGACAGAUGCCGGCAUCCGCCGGAGGACAUUACAGGGGACACUGCAGGAGGGACAUCGCGGGAGCACAGGACAAGGUAAGUGAAGAAGAGAUCCCAGAGCAGCGCUGCAUGGUAAGCCCGAGUGUAGCUCGGGGUUACCGCUUGUGCUACACUCGGGAAUACCGCCAGGGAGGCUACGGU